AUGCCGUACGGUCUGAACGGUCUGUUGGCUGGUGCGGCCAGCUGUUUUUUCGCAUAUAUUGGUUUCGAUGGACUUGCGACAGCUGGAGAAGAAGCCUCCGAUCCAUCUCGCGCUAUACCGGUCGCAACGUUCAUAUCGAUGUCGAUCGUGACAGCCGCAUACAUUCUGAUGUCCGCAGCGCUCACAUUGAUGGUUCCAUUCAGACAGGUUAAUCCAACCGCUGCGUUUUCGGAUGCGUUCGCCAGCCGUGGAGCUGAAUGGGCCAAAUAUAUCGUUUCGAUUGGUGCCAUGUCAGGAAUGACGACAAGUUUGGUCGGCUCGAUGUUCGCUCUACCACGUUGUGUUUAUGCGAUGGCCGAAGAUGGUCUUCUGUAUUCGACAUUUUCACAGAUUAGCGAUAAGACGCAGGUAGGUGGUCGUAUCAGAAAGUGGGUACCGUUUCAAAGCUGGUUGACUAUACCACAACCAGGAAUUCUGGUGACAUGGAGUGUUUUCAUGAUGAUAAUCGGCGAUGUUGGGAUGAGUAUCAUCUUCGCGAGUGGCUCUUUGAGAUAUUCGUAUGGCAUCGUUUGUGCGGUGCUGUUCGGGUUGAUCGCUGGACUAGCGUUCAUCUUGAUCUGUCUUCAUCAUCAGAAUAAUGCACAGAUCGAUUUCAAGGUACCGUUGGUGCCAUUGGUUCCUUCAGUGAGCAUUCUCGUGAAUGUGCUAUUGAUGAUGCAUCUGGCUCCAGUUACAUGGCUACGUCUCAUCAUAUGGCUUCUUAUUGGAUUUGCCAUCUAUGGAACAUAUGGAAUCAAGCACAGCCGUGAAGAACUAUCGAUGACUUCCGAGGAUUUACCGAAAAGUCGCACUUACGAAAGCGUGAUCAGUGACAGUACACAAUAG
Molecule: messenger RNA, 885 nt
Organism: Anisakis simplex (herring worm)
Lineage: Eukaryota; Metazoa; Nematoda; Chromadorea; Rhabditida; Anisakidae
Source: the annotation of a GenBank genome assembly